Messenger RNA from Anguilla rostrata (American eel), 1784 nucleotides. It is a transcript of the gene gap43, whose product is annotated as growth associated protein 43. Lineage: Eukaryota; Metazoa; Chordata; Actinopteri; Anguilliformes; Anguillidae. The record is from RefSeq and is a predicted model, not a curated record. Gene Ontology annotation, molecular function: protein binding. Gene Ontology annotation, biological process: regulation of growth. The coding region runs from base 238 to 1002 and encodes 254 amino acids. The transcript has 3 exons.
UGUAGUCAUUGUAAGCCAGUAAGUCACAGUGAGGAGCGGCCAGGCAGACUGCAAGACGGUGCAAAUUGUGAUGAGUUAAAGCAUUAGCAGACUGAGCUACUGAUACAGCCAGAGUGUGUGUGCGCGUGCGAGAAAGGAGAGCGAGAGAGAGAGAGAGAGUGAGAGAGCGAGAGAAAAGAGUGAGGAGAAAAGGGAAGAAGGAGAAAAAGAAGGGAAAAGAAAAAGGAUACUACAAUCAUGCUGUGCUGCAUCAGGAGAGCCAAACCGGUUGAGAAGAAUGAAGAUGCUGACCUGAAAAUCGAGCAAGAUGCCAACAAGCCAGAGGACAAAGCCCAUAAGGCUGCAACCAAAAUCCAGGCCAGCUUCCGGGGACACAUAAUCCGAAAAAAGCUUAAGGACGAGAAGAAGGAGGACAGUCCCCCUGUCCAAGAGGGGGCAACGGAGGGAGAGGAGAAGAAGGAGAAGGCCUCUCCGGUGACCGAGUCAGCGGCCGGAAACGAGCCCGCAAACGAUAGCAGCGCCGCGACGAAUGAAGCCAAAAGCCCAGAAAAAGAAAAGCCAGUGAAUUCUCCCACGGCUGCUGCCGCCGCCUCCCCCACCGCCGCCUCUCCCGCUGCUUCCGAACCCAGGAAAGACGAAGCCAAGCCAGAGGAGGCCGCGAAAGCUAAAGAAAAUUCCAAAGAGGCAGAAGAGAAGGUGGCACCGGUGAGUGAAAGCAAAGAGACGACUCCCGCUGCUAAGGAGGACGGCGCUGCCGACGCCCCCGCAGACAGCGCCGCGUCGGCGAAGCCUGCGGAGCCGGAGGAGAAGGAGGAGCCCAAACAAGCCGAUGUGCCUGCCACCAACGACAGCGAGACCGCACCCAGCAAGGCCCACAGCCAAGAGACGGAGUCCGGCUUGCCUGAGGAGAAAGAUGCUGCAGAUGAAUCCAAACCGACUGAAAGUUCUGCCCAAGUAGAGGCAGGCAAUGAAGAAGCUAAUGCUAACCAAGACAAAGUCUGAAAAAAAGGAUUAAAAAUGAAAUAAAAAAGGUUUCUCUAAGCCUAUUGAUUGUGAGGACCGUCAAUUUUUAUUUAAUUAAUUUUAUUUUUUUGUGUGGCAAUGAUUUUCUAAAAUUGGGGGAGUUCCCAUAUGAGGUAUUUGGCCCAAGCUAGCAUCAGAGUGCAUUCAUACAGCAUGCUUAAUGAAUGUCAGGACAAAUCCAGGACUAUACAUUCCAAACUAGCAAAACAUAAAGGAACAGUUCCUUUACCUUGAGUUAAUCAAGGCUGUUUACACAUUAUUCAAAUUGUUUCUGAUGUAUUUGGUUAAUCACACCCCCUCCCCCCAAAAAAGUGCAAAAUUCAUUAUGAGGUUGGGUGGCAAGCCGCUUGCCUUGUAGAAUGUAUACAAACCCAGCAGGGAUAUAACAAUUUCAUUCAUCAGGACAAGAAUCGCUUGAGUCAUUUAACAAAUGCCAUGGAAACCCCCCAAUCGACAGGAACGUUUUGCAGUCACAAAACGAAAAAAAUAAAAAAAUGUGUGGCUUCUUUUAGGUGUUCUUGGUGUUGUUAUGACAGUUUGAUAUGACCAAUCAUUUGGAAUUAUUAUUGCACUGUAUUAAAAACAACAAUUUAACAAAAUAAAAAAAUACAAAAUUACUCUGAUUAUUUUCUGUUCAGUGAGUGCAAUGUUCCGUUUAGAUAUAAGAAGUUAAAAUUCUUAGUGAAUAAAUGGUUUCAAUUCAGUGUGGUGGGAAAUAACUUUUUUGUCUGUUUUCAGAAUAAAGCAAUGUGCCAAUUACA